AUGGAUGCUCCGAGAAACACGCAUUAUUCUGCUGUGUUGCACAUUCUUCGCUAUAUGAAGGGAACUCUAUUGCAUGGCUUACACUUCUUGGCACGUUCUUCCUUGACAUUUAGCGGCUAUUCUGAUGCAGAUUGGGUUGGAGAUCCUACUGAUCGUCGUUCUAUUACUGGGUACUGCUUCUUUAUGGAUGAUUCACUCGUCUCUUGGCGUAGUAAGAAGCAAAUCUUAGUAUACAGAACUAGCGACGAGUCUGAGUACCGUUCUCUUCCUGAUUCCACCUCCGAGCUAUUAUGGUUACGUCGUCUACUUGCUGAUCUCGGUGCACCUUAG
Striga hermonthica is the source of this 330-nucleotide messenger RNA. Lineage: Eukaryota; Viridiplantae; Streptophyta; Magnoliopsida; Lamiales; Orobanchaceae. The record is from the annotation of a GenBank genome assembly.